Molecule: messenger RNA, 1933 nt
Organism: Salvia splendens (bonfire salvia)
Lineage: Eukaryota; Viridiplantae; Streptophyta; Magnoliopsida; Lamiales; Lamiaceae
Product: pectin acetylesterase 8-like
Exons: 14
Coding region: 743-1528 (261 amino acids)
Biological process (GO): cell wall organization
Cellular component (GO): plant-type cell wall
Molecular function (GO): pectin acetylesterase activity
Source: RefSeq, a predicted model, not a curated record
CUUCUUCUUCCUUCUUCUUCCUCUUCGUUAAGCUCUGCGGCAACCAUUGUGGCAACUAACAACUUGGAAGCUAUAUUUGAGCCCAUUUCCCUCCCUCUCUUACUCCAUUCUCAACUACAUUGUUCCACCAUCUAUUCUCUCUCUUGCGUUCGGUUUCGAUUUGGGGAUUUUGCUGACACUCCUCACUUCAAUAUUCUGGGUUUCGAUUUGGGGAUUUUGUUGCAUCAACUUCAUACAAUACUUCUCACUUCAAUUUUCUGAUGGGUAGCAUUAGCCACAACCAAGUCACGGUCUCCAUAUGCUUCAAAAUUAUACUUUAUGUGCUCGUCUUCAUCGUAUCUCAAGUCGACGCUCAAAACACUCCCCACCAACUAAAUAUCACGUUCAUAGCAGAUGCCAUAACAAAAGGGGCCGGUAAAACUUGUACUACUUUCCAAUAAUUUAUUUAUUACUACUAAUGCUAGUAUUUUAGUUAUGAUUUGAUGAUAAAACAAUAUAAUUGCACUUUUCCAAGGGAUUCGGAGAUGGAAUCAAUAGUUGGAAGGUUUAUCUACCGGGAGGAGCAUGGUGUGCUACAAAAGAAGGAUGCCUCAAUAGAAGCAGCACAGGGUUAGGGUCCAACAAAGAUCAUCCUCCUCUACAUAUAUCUUUGGGUACUUUCCAAAGUCAUAACAAAACAAUAAAUCCAGAUUUUUAUAACUAGAAUUUUGUUGCGAUCCAGUACUGUGACGGUGCUUCAUUUAUGGCAGAUGUUGAAGCCGUCAAUCCGGAAACAAAUCUCCAUCUAAGAGGCCGGAGAAUCUUCACCUCUGUAAUUGAAGAGCUCAUGAGUACUCAAGGAAUGAGUAAUGCUGAAAAUGCUUUACUCAUAGGAAACUCGGCAGGUGGGUUGGCGACGAUCCUAAAUUGUGAUCGUUUCCAUUCUUUCCUACCUGGUGCCUGUCGUGUAAAAUGCAUUUCAGAUUCUGGCUUCUUUAUUCGAGCGGAACAUCUCCGUGGAGCUCAUGACAAUGCCAUAGCCAACUUUCGCAAAGUAGUUUUAUUUCAUGAAUUAGCCCAAUUUCUACCGGAGUCAUGCACACAAAGACUUGCUCCAGAAUUGUGUUUUUUCCCGGAAAAUGUGGUCAAUGAUAUCCGGACGCCAUUGUUUUUGCUAAACUCAGAUUUUGACAAAUAUCAAAUAUUCAAUUACGUAGCACCAAAUUCGCCUAACGAAGUGGGUUGGAAGAAUUGCACUACAGAAUUUAGCAAGCUUUCAAGUUGCACAGAAAAUCAACAACAUAUCAUAAUGGAUUUUCAGACCACGUUUCUGGAAACAUUGGAGAAACUAGAUGAUAAUCCAUCAAGAGGAUUAUUCAUCACAUCGUGCUAUGCCCAUGAUUUUAUUUACUAUCCAUCCAAUUGGCAAAGAAUACCGACUUUGCAAAAUAAGACAAUUCAGCAAGUGUUAGGUGAUUGGUAUUUCGAAAGAAGCAGUGUUCGCCUUAUAGACACUCAAAAUUUACAUCCAAUUAACUGCCCGAUAUAGUACAGAUCCAUUAAGUUUAUCUAUUUUUCCAUUGUGUUCUCACUGAUGGAUUGGAUUAUCAAGAUCCAGAAUGUUCUAAGCUUUUGCCUCCGGAUUGUCUGGAUUCAUAUUACCAUGAAAUGUGCAAAAAUGCAUCUGAUGCAGUGGACGUUCCGGAUAAAUGUUGCGGCUACUUUAUCAUCACACUUAACGCUGGCUGCUUCUUUCACGGCCUCGUUAAACAAUUUGAGAGUAUGCACCUUUGCGACGAUAAGCUAGACCCUGGCAGGGCUCAAAUCAUUUGGGACAAGUGCUAUGGCUACACAAAGCUGUAAUAUGUACACUACAUAUAGCGGCUGUUGAAAAUAAAAAUACAUCAUGAUGUUAUAAUAUCACAUCUUCUAUAUAAUUGUCAACUUACUUUUA